This is a messenger RNA of Danio rerio (zebrafish), 1136 nucleotides long. RefSeq names its product small integral membrane protein 7 (gene smim7). The record is from RefSeq and is marked validated. NCBI's taxonomy places the organism in Eukaryota, Metazoa, Chordata, Actinopteri, Cypriniformes, Danionidae. Gene Ontology annotation, cellular component: membrane.
AAAAGGCGCUUGUCAACCGCCAAAUAAACUCAACAACAAAGAAGAAGAAGAAGAAGAACUGAGACGGAUAUAAUCAACCAAAAUGAUUGGAGAUCUUUUAAUUUUUGGCACCCUGCUAAUGAACGCUGGUGCUGUGCUCAACUUUAAACUAAAGAAGAGAGAAACACAGUCUCAAGGAUUUGGCGAUGACUCUGGAUCAUCCAGCACUGGUGAAAACAUCAGGGAGUUUUUGCUGAGUCUGCGGUACUUUCGCAUAUUCAUUGCCCUUUGGAAUAUUUUCAUGAUGUUUUGCAUGAUCGUGUUAUUUGGAUCAUAAUACAUGGCUGUUACUUUGAGGUUCUCUGCAGAUGCAAACUGUGGUCAUACAGCAUCAUGCAGAUUUCUUCUAACAAUGCUGUGCAAUAUACAUGUUUUUAUCUAAGGUCUUUCUAGACAUCUGUAUAUUUUGUACAAAAACGUGUGAAUAUUACUUUAUGGGGAUUAAACGGGGGUGGAACAAAUUGAAGUAACUUCAAAUAAUAAAAAAGUUUAGCUGUAUACAGUUAUGAGCUUUAAUAGGCUUCUUAGUAAGUGAUGUGAUGUUGUGCAUCGAGGCUUUGAAGCAUGUAUCAAAUCUCAAUGAUCGCAGUGAGCGGGGUACUGGAGCUUGAUUCAUUUUGCCAUAAUCAUAUGAUCAGUGACGUCCGAAGCUUCAUUUUCGCCUAUACCCACAUGACUGCUUCGAAUUUUGAUUCAAAGGUUUAACCACCUUUUGGUUAGUAAAGUGUAUAGCGAGAGAUUAGGUGUUGAUUACAUACAUUUCUGCUGUUUCGAAGUACUGCACCAGUCCCACACACCAGUAAUUCAACUGAAAUACAAUAAUAAUUCGUAGUAAAAAGCUUUUGGACUAUACUAAAGUCUGUUAUUCUUUAACUUAUUUCAAAGAAGGCCACUGCAUAUUGUAGUAAGUGUAACGGAGGCCAGCUGAGCUGGCGAGUGCAGCCCAUAAGCCUCACUCUGAUAGCCUCCCAUACAGGAACCAUCAGUUCACUCCCUAUUCAAAACAAGUGGAUAGGAGUAUGACAGACUGAAAUAUGAAAUAUCCAAUAUCUUGGAUUUUACUAGUCAACAAUAGUGUUAUAUAAAGCAUGUUAUAU